This is a messenger RNA of Monopterus albus (swamp eel), 1386 nucleotides long. RefSeq names its product solute carrier family 16 member 7 (gene slc16a7). The coding region runs from base 1 to 1386 and encodes 461 amino acids. Lineage: Eukaryota; Metazoa; Chordata; Actinopteri; Synbranchiformes; Synbranchidae. The transcript is spliced from 5 exons. Gene Ontology annotation, cellular component: basolateral plasma membrane. Gene Ontology annotation, biological process: transmembrane transport; monocarboxylic acid transport. The record is from RefSeq and is a predicted model, not a curated record. Gene Ontology annotation, molecular function: monocarboxylic acid transmembrane transporter activity.
AUGCCUCCUGCAGCAGCAACUAAUCUAGGCUAUACCCCACCGGAUGGAGGUUGGGGCUGGGCUGUGGUCUUUGGGGGGUUCAUCUCCAUAGGUUUCUCUUAUGCGUUUCCCAAGUCUCUCACUGUCUACUUUAAGGAAAUUCAGGAAUAUUUUUCAGUUUCCUACAGUGAGAUCGCCUGGGUGUCUUCAGUCAUGCUUGCCUCUAUGUAUGCAGGAGGACCUGUGAGCAGUAUACUUGUCAACCGCUACGGCAGCAGACCUGUGGUUCUGCUCGGUGGACUCAUGGUUGGUGCUGCCAUGGUGCUCGCUUCUUAUGGCACUACUAUCAUACAUCUGUAUGUUUGUGUUGGAUUAAUAGGAGGUUUCGGCCUCGCCUUCAACCUGCAGCCAGCGCUGACAAUCAUAGGCACCUACUUUCAGGUCAGAAGGCCACUGGCAAAUGGGCUCGCAAUGACAGGAAGCCCAGUUAUUCUGUUCAUUCUGGCUCCUCUCAACCAGUUUCUGUUUGAUUCUUUUGGCUGGAGGGGUAGCUUCCUCAUCCUGGGAUCCAUUGGUUUGAACUGCUGUGUAGCUGGUGCUCUGAUGAGACCAGUCGGUAAAAGUAUCCAACCCAAACCAAAGACCGAACCACCAGAGUGUGACGCGGCAGUCGCUGAGAAAGCUGAAGCUGUGGACACCACUGAACAAUUCAUAGAUCUCUCACUAUUCACACACCGGGGCUUCCUAAUUUAUCUCAUUGGUAAUGUGGUCAUGUUUUUUGGCUUUUUUGCACCUUUGGUUUUUCUAGCUCCAUAUGCGAAGCAUCAAGGGUUUGAUGACUAUUCAUCAGCUUUAUUACUCUCUAUUUUGGCCCUAGCAGACAUGUUUGUCAGACCAGCAACUGGCUUCAUUGGCAACAGCAAGUGGAUUAGGCCACGCAUCCAAUAUUUCUUCAGUUUUGCUGUUUCAUACAGCGGCGUAUGUCACCUUUUGUGCCCUCUGGCAUCAGGAUAUGUGGGUCUGGUUGUUUACGCCGUCUUCUCUGGUUUGGGUUUUGGGAUGGUUUCUGCUCUGCUCUUUGAAGUUCUGAUGGAUCUUGUUGGAGCUCAUCGCUUCUCCACGGCUGUUGGGCUUGUCACCAUUAUUGAGUGUGGACCAGUGCUUCUUGGACCUCCAAUUUCAGGAGCCUUGGUGGAUAUUUCUGGGGAAUACAAAUACAUGUACUAUGCAUGUGGAUUAUUUAUGCUGGUGCCCGGUAUAUUCCUCUUCAUCAUGCAUUACUACAACUACAAGAAACUGGACGAGGAGCAGAGGCAGAGUGUGGCUGUGGAAAUGAAAACUUCUGAAGAGACAGUAAAACUUCAAAUAGGCCUGGAUGAUAAAACAGCACAUGAAGCAGAUAGAUGA